Messenger RNA from Vespa crabro (European hornet), 5738 nucleotides. RefSeq names its product histone-lysine N-methyltransferase SETD1 (gene Set1). The record is from RefSeq and is a predicted model, not a curated record. Bases 1091 to 5608 code for a protein of 1505 amino acids. Gene Ontology annotation, molecular function: RNA binding; protein binding; histone H3K4 methyltransferase activity. Lineage: Eukaryota; Metazoa; Arthropoda; Insecta; Hymenoptera; Vespidae. Gene Ontology annotation, cellular component: Set1C/COMPASS complex. The transcript has 9 exons.
UGGAAUGAUGAAAAAUCGGAAAAAAAACGUUUGGGUGCUCGUUCUCGGUUCACAUAGCAUAUCCCGUGGGUCGAAACGCGUAGGAGACUUUCAUAAGAAAAUAUCUACGUAGAUAGAAAAUAUUUAGGAAUAAAUAAUGAUAUUGUCUAUGCACAUAGAAAUAAGUUUUAUCGUGAUAUUCGAUAACGUACUAGGAAGCUAUGUAAUGAUUCUUAUGUGACAAGGAUGGCGUCACUCAAAAGUGUUCCACGAUCGGGUUUAUCGGACGUUAUAAGCUCCUUUCUUUAACGCGUGAAAAGAUUAUUUUUCUUUGUCAGGAGCCAUCCAUUUUAAUAGUUAUCAGGGAUGAAAUUUUGAAAUUUACACCGACGAUAUAAUACCGAUCGAAGGAUCGAUGGAAGGUCGGUUGAAAUAAAGUUGCGAUGCGAAGUGCUUCUCAUCGGUGAAUAGUCAACACACACAGUUCGUGGGUAUUUUCGCGUUGGUACGUGCCCGUGGGGCAGGUAUCAAUAAAACUUUAUGUUUUUUAAAGAAGAAAGUUGACGGGGAAGUUAAAUAAGGGAGAGAGAGAGAGAGAGAGAGAGAGAGAAUAUCGGUAUCGUGAUCUAACGCAACCGUACACGACAUACAUAUAUCUCGAAGAAAUCGAAGGAAAAAGACCGAGCUUACGAAUUACGACGGAUCCAGGAAAAAAAGUGAAGGAGAGUAUAUCGCGAUAAGCCUCGAAGGAUUUUGUUGUUUCUUCAUAAGUCGACGACUUUUUUUUAACUUGUGCAAGCUCGUUUAUGAUAUUGCGAUAAAUAACCAUGGAAAUAAUCGUAUUAAAGAGCUAACGGAGUCCUAUGAAAAUUACGUACCGUUUGCCACGCUGCUCGAUCAACAGAACGAUCGCCCAAAUACUCCGAAAAAUUUUGAGGUUAUGUGUUAUCGAGAUACACGAAUUACGUACUUUGAUUUUGAAAGCGUUAUUCGAAAGUGCAUUUUAUGAAAGCGUAAAAGAACUGGAUAUAAAUUUAACUGGAGCGAAAAAUAAAUCUUGUCUCAUCGUGAGUGCCAACCGGUUCACACGAAUGGAUGAUGCUUGGAGGCAAUGAACGGAAUGGAGAGACAUGGACAUGGACAUGGACACUCGCAUGCACACUCGCAUCGUCAUCGCCAUUCGCAUGGCAAUUCACAGAGUGCAUCACAAAAUUCAAAUCAAUCAUCGAAACAUGGUCAUGGUCACGUAACUCAUUCGCAGAAGGAAGCAUCUGCGCCGCAAGUAGCACAAAAACCAAGGAAUUAUAAAUUACUUGUCGAUCCGUUCUUAGUCAAAGGAGCUACAAAAUUGUACAGAUACGAUGGAACGGUACCAGGAGAUCCAACGUAUCCUGUGGUUCAACCAAGAGAUCCCAGAUCCCAGUUAACAAGAAUAUGGACUCGAUUAGAACAACUUGACUUACCUGUACCUAGAUUUAAAAUAGAUUCUAAUUAUUGCGGUGAACCUCCUCCGCUUGAGGUAACAUUUUGUCAUUUGAACGAUAAUAUUGAUAAAACAUUUUUAACGGACAUGGUUCAAAAGUUUGGUGCCGUAGAGGAACUUACUAUAUAUUACCAUCCAGUAACUAAUAAACAUCUUGGAAUAGCAAGAGUAGUAUUUGAAACUACAAAAGCGUCAAAAGCUUGUGUAGAAAAGUUGAACAAUACAUCUGUGAUGGGUAGGGUUUUAAGAGUAUUUCUUGAUGCUUUUGGAGAGGAAUGUAAAAAGAUUUAUGAAGAGUUAACCGUCGAAAAGAAACUAGAGAGAAAAGUUGAAAAGGAAAUAAAGUGCGAUGUCGAGCCAGAAAAGCAAACGCCAAUUGAUAAAGUUGUGCCUGAAGAAAGGGACGAUUAUAGAAAUACUAAGAAGACAGUUGCUAGUGUAGAAAAAGUUAGAGAUCCAUAUGUUGAAAAUUCAAGAUAUAACAAGUAUAGGGAUUAUCCUACACCUAGCGGAAGUACUGGCAGUGAUUUAGGUUAUGGCACAGCACCUAGCGAAUUAAAUUAUUCUAGCAACUAUUCCCAAAAUUCUACUCCUGCUGCCAAUUAUGAUUUUUAUUAUAGCGGUUAUCACCAUCAACCUUCGAAUAGCUAUUUAGCCAAUAUGCCACAGAAUGUAUCGCAAAAUAUUUCGAUGCAACAAAAUUCAAAUGUGUGGUGGAAUAAUAACUCUGGAACUGCUGGUUAUCCGUCUGCGUCCGUCUGGCCCGGUCAACAUGGAACAUCGAAUUUGGAAAAUCCGAGUUCUAAUGCAGCAUCUGUUGCUAAUAAAGGUUCUACCAGUAAAAGUCAACAUCAUACUCCUAAGAAGGAAAAGGAUAAUCAAAGCGUUAUAAAAAAUUCGUCUAGAGAUUCCCCUGUUGAAACUCGUAAAACAUUAGAUUUAGACACAAGAAUAGCAAUGUUAUUGAAAGAUAAGGCAGGUGGAAUGGCACCUCCAUUUUUACAAUUUGGCAGUGAUUCCGAGGAUGAUAAAAAAUCGCAGCACGGCGAUAACGAGAUGCUUUCAGACCCUCCAAGUCCAUUUAUCUCUCAUGAAGCAUACAAAUCUUGUUUUGAGAAAAUGAUGGAAAAAAACAAGGAAAGAUGGAAAAUACGAGAAAAUAAUCUAAAUCAAUUUUCCGUUGAUGAGGAAUUGGGUAGUGUUAUUAGUUCUAGCGAAGAUGAAGCAUUGCUUGGAAGUUACAGUCCAGCACCUGAUGAAAUUGAACCAGAACCACCUAAAGAACCACCACCUCCUCCACCACCCGAUGAUGACAGAAUGUCUUUGAGUCCAUUGAGUUCGGGAGAUGAAAAAAUUGAAGAGGUCAUUGCUCAGCCGGAACCUUCGAGUCACUUAUAUCCAGGACCUGGUUAUCCCGGUCAUAUAAGUCAUUAUCCAUCUGGAGAUGUUUACAGUUGGCCUAGACCAACCCAAUAUCCUUAUCCUUAUGGAACAACCUACUUACAAAGUCAUUAUCAACCUAACACAGGAUCAUUGUCGGGAACAGUCGGUAGUCAUCAAGGAACAAGUUAUUAUACAUCUUUCCAAUCUCGCUUGCAAGCCAUGGCAAAUCAUAAUAUUACUAAGGAUAAUCCACAGGGUCCUACCAUCAAUGGUGUGUUAAACAAAGUUGUGAAUGAAUUGAAACAAAUUUUAAAAAAAGAUUUUAAUAAGAAAAUGGUAGAAAAUACUGCAUUCAAAUUAUUUGAAGUUUGGUGGGAUGAGAAAAAAUCAGAAAAAAAUCAAAGUCAAGGAGGAGACAUCGCUGUUAUCAAUAAUACUAGUAAGGAAGAAAGUUCAAAGCCACAAGGACUUUCAUUACUUUUGGAGCAAGGAACACCAUUGGGUCUCAAUUACGAUGGAUUUGGUUUGGGUAUCAGAGCCAGUAUGCCAAAGAUGCCUUCAUUUAGGCGUAAAAUUAAAGCUCCGAGUCCCUUACCACAAGAUGAAGACAGUCGUCAGUCAGAUCACAUUGACACAGAAAUUAUAGAAAGUGAUAGUGAUUUGGAUCUACCACCGGUACAAAAAGUUAAACGACCAGUUUCUUCUCUUCCAAGUGGCUCUUCUUCCUCAUCUUCAUCUUCAUCUACCGAAAGUUCUAGCGACGAAGCUAGUUCCAGUGAAUCUUCUAGCAGCUCAAGCGAAAGCUCGGAUGAAGAAAACUUUGAAGAUGAGCAAGACUCGGACAGCCGCAUGUCCGAUCAUCGUCCUUUGGCUUGUAACAGCGAGGAUCCAGAUAUAUUAACAGAACUUGCAAUUCAAAGAUCUUUAGACUGUCCUACUCCAACGGGCAGAGAUACACCGCUACCAGAUAUAAAAAUAAAAGAUCAAAAUUCAAAUGAGUUCCCUCAAAUAGAUAAUGAAGAGAGCCCAUUGCCUUCUCCAAGAAAAUGUGAAAGUGAUAAAGAAACAGAUGACAGAUUGAAUGAUAGUUAUACAAAUAAAAUGGAGGAAGAACAAUUGGAAACAUUAAAGCCUAUAGAUGUUAAUGCGAACAAACCAAGGUUAGAGCAGGAUGUACAACAGAAAAUGAAUACAUAUAUUGGUAAGUUACCGCAGAAAGAAGAGAUUCAACAAGAUAUGAAAAAGAUGGAAAGUUCGGCUGCAGAAGCAUUAAUUACAUUGGCUGGACAAGAUAAUAUUAUACGGCAUAGAAGUCCAGGACCUAUUGAGCCUAAUAUUAUCAGAGCUCUUCAAACAAUGUCUGCCAAAUACAUAAAUGAUGAACCUAUUCUCAAGGAAUCUGAAAAAAUUGAAAUGUUCAGUGAAAUUCCUACUACAGAUUCGGAAGAGGAAAGCCUUGAAAUUAGAAGGUUAAGAUUCCAAGCAGAAGUAGAUCUUCGAUUGAAUGGCCAACAAAGCCCGAGCUCACCGGGUUCGCAAGCAUCUCAGGUCUUCAUGGAACACUCAUAUUCCUUACCACCGGCGCAACCGGAACCCGUGGAACCUGUUGCCCGUAUGAAUGCGCCACCAGUGAAGAUGAAACCUUCGAAGGUUGUCAAAUUAACGAAAGGAAAAGAUAAAGUGCAUAAGGUCGAAAAACGAAAGUUGAAUAAAUACUCGAAGAUGCAUGAUCUUCAGAAUCAUGAAGGUGAAAAGGAAAAUAUUCAAAAUGAAUAUGUUUAUGAAAGAUUCUCUAGGAAUAUCCAAGAACCACCAGUAGUGUAUAAAGAAAGAGAUUUAAUGUCAGAAAUGGGUAUUUUGUAUGAAUUUUUGACCAGAGGCAUAGAUGCAGAAGAUGUUGAAUAUUUAAGAAGAAGUUAUGAAGCUUUAUUAGCAGAUGACGCUCAGGGAUAUUGGUUAAACGAUACUCAUUGGGUUGAUCAUCCUGCAACUGAUAUACCAAGUCCAGCUAAGAGAAGAAAACGAGAUGAAUUAAGAUUACAUGCAACUGGAAGUGCUAGAACCGAGGGAUAUUAUAAAGUGGAUCUAAGGGAGAAAGCGAAGCAUAAACAUCAUUAUGCACAAAGCAUACAACGUUCUGAUGAUGUAGAAGAGAGUGGUGGUACUUAUACAGGAGGAGAUAGCGUAAUAAAUGGUCAAAAGGGUAAUACGAAAGCAUUAACUGGUAAGAUGCAAGCUUUGUCGCGAGAAGCACGAAGUAAUCAACGUCGUCUAUUAACUGCAUUUGGAAUAGACACAGACAGUGAUCUCCUUAAGUUUAAUCAAUUAAAGUUCAGAAAGAAACAAUUGAAGUUCGCGAAGUCUGGCAUUCAUGAUUGGGGCUUGUUUGCUAUGGAACCAAUUGCGGCGGACGAAAUGGUCAUAGAAUACGUAGGACAAAUGGUUAGGCCAGUUGUUGCCGAUUUAAGGGAGUCUCAGUAUGAAGCUACAGGCAUUGGUAGUUCUUACCUAUUUCGUAUUGAUCUGGAUACGAUCAUUGAUGCAACAAAAUGUGGCAAUCUAGCAAGAUUCAUUAAUCACAGUUGCAAUCCAAAUUGCUAUGCAAAAGUGAUUACUAUAGAAAGCCAAAAGAAAAUUGUAAUCUACAGUAAACAACCGAUAGGAGUUAACGAAGAAAUAACUUAUGAUUACAAAUUUCCCUUGGAGGAUGACAAAAUACCCUGCCUUUGUGGAGCUCCGCAGUGUCGGGGUACUCUCAAUUAAAAAGUUCAUCGAGCUACAUUGUUCAUCCCUCUUUCCUAUCUUCUACACUUCACCAUGUCCUGCUCAUAUUUUUGUAAAUACUUCUUCAUGUAAACAUUUUAUAAAAAUGCUAUCGAAAAAUACUAAAUUA